AUGGUGAAUUCUACUUUAUCCUACUUCCUUCUUAGCACUUAUAUCCAUGUUGGGAAUUUGAGGUACUUGUAUUUCAUGAUAACUGCAAUUCUAUACAUUGUGAUUGUUUUUGCCAACACGUCUCUGAUUGUGGUUAUCUGCGUGAACAGGAGCUUACAUGAACCUAUGUACCUUUUUCUGUGCAGCAUGUUUGUAAAUGAACUGUAUGGUAGUACAGGGUUGUUUCCAUUCCUUCUGGUUCAGAUCCUCUCUGACAUUCACACUGUCUCUGCUCCGCUCUGCUUCCUGCAGAUUUUCUGCUUGUUUACAUAUGUAAAUAUACAAUUUUGUAAUUUAGCCAUCAUGUCUUAUGACAGAUAUCUUGCUAUCUGUUAUCCUCUGCAAUACAACAUUCGUAUGACUUCUAACAAGGCGGUCAUCUUCAUUAUUCUCAUUUGGUUGUACUCUUUCGUGAAGUUCUUGAUAACUUUAUCCUUAAAUAUCCGUUUGACACUGUGUGGAAACAUCAUUAACAGUUUGUAUUGUCAUAACUACCUUGUUGUUAAAUUGGCAUGUUCUGACACUCAGGUGAACAACAUUUAUGGAUAUUUUGGUACUGUUCUCACAAUCUUUGUCCCUCUCUUUCCAAUCCUCUUCUCUUACAUUAAGAUCCUCAGAGUGUGUUUCUCUGGUUCCAAACAGACCAGACAGAAAGCUGUCAGUACCUGCACACCUCACCUUGUUUCCCUCCUCAACUUCUCUUUUGGCUGCGGCUUUGAAAUGUUUCAGAGUAGAUUUGUUAUGAGCGGUGUUCCCAGUGCGCUGCGUAUUAUUCUGUCACUGUAUUUUCUCAUCAUACAGCCACUAAUGAACCCUGUCAUGUACGGACUGCAAAUGUCAAAACUAAGAAACAUAUGUAAACAUGUGCUCUGUUAUAAACUGUUGGCUGGUGGCAGAAAUAACAAAAGUGUCAGUAAAUGA
This is a messenger RNA of Trematomus bernacchii (emerald rockcod), 960 nucleotides long. RefSeq names its product olfactory receptor 11A1-like. Gene Ontology annotation, cellular component: membrane. The transcript has a single exon. Lineage: Eukaryota; Metazoa; Chordata; Actinopteri; Perciformes; Nototheniidae. The coding region runs from base 1 to 960 and encodes 319 amino acids. The record is from RefSeq and is a predicted model, not a curated record. Gene Ontology annotation, biological process: G protein-coupled receptor signaling pathway. Gene Ontology annotation, molecular function: olfactory receptor activity; G protein-coupled receptor activity.